Molecule: messenger RNA, 1456 nt
Organism: Anolis sagrei ordinatus
Lineage: Eukaryota; Metazoa; Chordata; Lepidosauria; Squamata; Anolidae
Source: RefSeq, a predicted model, not a curated record
CUCCUUUGUGGCCCAGGGAAGCCUCCUCUCUCUCUCUCUCUCUCCUUGGAUCUCUGGAGAAGGGAAAUGAGGAUUCUGUGGAGCCACCCCUUGGAUGCAGCAAUGAAAUCAAUAAUAUAGGAAGAAGAACAUCUCUCUAGGUGAGGAUCUUGCUGAAAUCUUGACCUCACAAACAGAUAAGGAAGGAGAAAAGAUUACUGAAGCAUCUGUAUUGCAAUCACACACCCAUAUCAUGGCUGACAUGAAGGAGAAAGCAUUUAUAUGCCUGGAAUGUGGGAAGAGUUUCACUCAGAGGAAUCAUCUGAAACGACAUCAAAGGACUCACACUGGGGAGAAACCCUAUACAUGCCUGGAGUGUGGGCAGAGCUUCUCUGAGAGUUCAGAACUACAUAGACAUCAAAGGAUUCACACAGGGGAAAAGCCCUAUACAUGCCUGGAGUGUGGGCAGAGCUUCACUAGGAGUGGAAAUCUACAUUCACAUCGAAGGAUUCACACGGGGGAGAAACCCUAUACAUGCCUGGAGUGUGGGCAGAGCUUCACUCAUAGUUCAACUCUACAUAAACAUCAAAGGAUUCACACUGGGGAGAAACCCUAUAAAUGUCUGGAGUGUGGAAAGAGCUUCACUCAGAGUUCAAAUCUACUUGCACAUCAAAGGAGUCACACAGGGGAAAAACCCUAUACAUGCCUGGAGUGUGGAAAGGGCUUCUCUGAGAGUUCAGAUCUACAUAAACAUCAAACGAUUCACACGGGGGAAAAGCCCUAUACAUGCCUGGAGUGUGGGCAGAGCUUCAGUAGUGGUACAAGUCUACGUUCACAUCAAAGGAUUCACACUGGGGAGAAACCCUAUACAUGCCUGGAGUGUGGAAAGAGCUUCUCUCAGAGUUCACAUCUACAUUCACAUCAAUGGAUUCACAAGGGGGAGAAACCCUAUACAUGCCUGGAGUGUGGAAAGAGCUUCUCUCGGAUUGGAAAUCUACAUUCACAUCAAAGGACUCACACUGGUGAGAAACCCUAUACAUGCCUGGAGUGUGGGAAGAGCUUCACUAUGAGUGGAAGUCUACGUACACAUCAAAGGAUUCACACUGGGGAAAAACCCUAUACAUGCCUGGAGUGUGAGAAGAGCUUCCUUAGGUCUUCUGAUCUAGAAAAACAUAGAAGGAUUCACACUGGGGAGAAACCCUAUACAUGCCCGGAGUGUGGAAAGAGUUUCGCUGAGAGUGGAAGUCUACGUACACAUCAAAGGAUUCACACUGGGGAGAAACCCUAUACGUGCCUGGAGUGUGGAAAGAGCUUCAGUGACAGUUCAAAUCUACGUUCACAUCAAAGGAUUCACACUGGGGAGAAACCCUAUACAUGCCUGGAGUGAGGAAAGAGCUGUACUGAGAGUUCAGGAUUCACACUGAGGGAAAAUCCUAUAAAUGCCAUGAGUGAUGACAGAGCUUUACCCAUUGUUUAC